Messenger RNA from Cottoperca gobio, 1728 nucleotides. RefSeq names its product protein disulfide-isomerase. The record is from RefSeq and is a predicted model, not a curated record. Lineage: Eukaryota; Metazoa; Chordata; Actinopteri; Perciformes; Bovichtidae. The coding region runs from base 1 to 1554 and encodes 517 amino acids. Gene Ontology annotation, biological process: protein folding; response to endoplasmic reticulum stress. The transcript has 11 exons. Gene Ontology annotation, cellular component: endoplasmic reticulum.
AUGAGGACAGUCUUGCUGCUGGGGCUGACGGCCUUCUGUCUCUGUGCGUUUGCUGCAGCUGACAAACAACCCGACCGACAGGUAGACAAAUCGUCCCGAGAGGAGGAUGGAGUUUUACAGCUGAAGAAAGGAAAUUUCAACAGGGCACUGAAAAAACAUAAGCAGCUGCUGGUGCACUUCUAUGCUCCCCUGUCUGGAGAAGGCCAUCGUAUCUCAACAGCGUUCGAAGGCGCCGCUGCAAAGCUCCAGGGGUCAGAGGUCAAACUAGCCGUGGUUGAUGUGUCAAAGGAGAAAGACCUGGCUAAGGAACUCAAUGUGACAGGCCUCGCCACAAUCAGGCUGUAUCUUUCUGGAGAUAAAGACAACCCUGUAACCUGUCCUGUUCCUCAGAGCUCGGCGUCCAUCUUGACCUGGCUGAAAAGGAGGUCGGGGUCUGCUGCUGACCUCAUCGCUGAUCUUAGCCAAUCAGAGGCUUCAGAGGAGCUGACGGUGGUCGGGUUCUUUAAGGAGCUGCACCACGAGUACGUCCAGGUGUUUUACGCUGCAGUGGUCGACCUUCCUGAUGUUAACUUUGCUGUGACACAAAACAAUGAAAUUAUCAGCAAAUAUGGUCUCACACAUGAUGUUGUACUGCUGUUCAAAAAGUCUAAGCUCAUCCAGGCUUACAAAAUGAUGCCUCAGACAUCUAAAGAGAUGCUGAUCAUUUUUAUCACCGUCUACCAGAUGGACCCUGUCACUGAGUACACUGGACAGACAGCCUCUCAGAUAUUAACAUCACCUGUGCUACACCACGCCCUCAUGUUUGUCAACACAAGCGCUGCUGACUUCAAAGAGAUCCACACGGCCUUUAACGGCGCUGCAGAAGCAUUCAGGUUGAAGAUUUUGUUUGUGUAUGUGAACGUGGACGAGCCUCGUAACGGCAGGCUGAUGGAGUACUUCCGGGUUCGGGAGUUCGAGGCUCCUCUCAUUCGACUGGUCAACCUGACGGACCAUGUGACCUAUCACCUGCCCUCUGACACUCUGGAUGUGCAGACCAUAAAAACAUUCUGCCAGUCCUACUUAGACGGCAAGGCUAAGCCUAAGAUGCAGAGUGAGCCGAUACCUGAAGGAUGGGACGAACAGCCGGUGAAGGAGCUGGUGGGAAUGACUCUGGAGCAAGUCGGCUUUAACCCCGACAGGACUGUUUUUGUCAUGUUCUAUCUACCCUACAGCCCGGAGUCCCGUGCGCUGUUUCCACUUUGGGAGGAGUUGGCCGAGGCCUUGAAGAAGCGAGAGGACGUGGUCGUCGCUCGCAUCGAUGCCUCAGCCAAUGACAUCCACAUGUCAAUGCAGGGCGCCUACCCGUCAUUAUGCCUGUUCCCUGCUCUACAUGCUGAAAGAGUGGUGGUUUACACCGGUAAGAGGAAGGUGAAGGAACUGGUGAAGUUUUUAGAUAAAGAGAUGGAGAAAGCCAAAAAAGACAGAGUCAAGGAGGAUGAAGACAGGAGGAAGUACAUCGAGGCUGCAAAAGCUGAAGAGGCAAAGAAACUAAACAAAACCAAAGACGAGCUUUAAUACAGAAAGAAAGAAAGUACUGUGUGUGUGUGUGUGUGUGUGUGUGUGUGUGUGUGUGUGUGUGUGUGUGUGUGUGUGUGUGUGUGUGUGUGUGUGUGUGUGUGUGUGUGUGUGUGUGUCAGUACUCUCUAAACCCAGAUCUGGUUUUAUCUAUUCAACCAAUCUGUCAUUAAC